AUGGUCAUAGGACUACUUGUCCUCACGUCCAUACCGACGGUGACGGGCGUGGCACAGGGCAUCAGCGCGAAGAAGCAGGAGAAUGCAAAGUUGAAGGAGAAGAUCAAGUUCAACAUGACAGCAACGCUCUCUAUCGACGGGGGGCCGCCGACCGAGGCCUGGAUCGUCCUCGCAGCGGGAAGAAUGUGGAUAGAUCAUCCUCAAGCGCCGAUGCCAGGCCACAAAUUCAACGGCUACUACUUCAAGUACCCAUCCGAAAAAGAGUAUCAAGGCCUGGUAUCCACAAUCCAGGAGGACCCACCGAUGUUGAACUGGCUGUACGUCGACAAGGACACAGGCAUGAUCAAGUACGGCAGCCGCAAAGACACAGCAGAGCAUGUCAUCGGGCCCUGGGGCUGGAGCGAGGACGAGCAGUUCCUCACCUUUGAUGAGGAUGACUGGCGCUUCAUCGCAGUCGAAGUUGAGGUAGCACUGGGGGGAGGGACCAGGAAGAUGUGGGAGGUGUUCCUUUCGAGGGAUCGAGAUGGCAGCUUGAAACCAAAAGCCGAGAUGGAGGGGGACGACAAGGAGCAGGAUGAUGAGCAGCCGGUCUUUGACCCUAGGACGUCGUCCUACAGGUGGGCGCCGAUCAAGCUGCUCAGAAAGCUGCAGCUGGGGGUGAACAGCCAGUGGGUCGGGGGGAAGAAGGACAAGGAGAAAGAGAACGGCCAGUAG
Molecule: messenger RNA, 714 nt
Organism: Diaporthe amygdali
Lineage: Eukaryota; Fungi; Ascomycota; Sordariomycetes; Diaporthales; Diaporthaceae
Exons: 2
Coding region: 1-714 (237 amino acids)
Source: RefSeq, a predicted model, not a curated record